CCUUUUUGCCCCCUAUAAACCCCCUACACUCCUCUUCUUCCACUCCCAUUUCUUCCCAAAGAGGAGGUUCAAAAAGGCUAUUUUCUUCUUCCUCUUCAUUGUUGUCAUUGUCACAAUGGAGGCCAGGAUGAGGAGAACAACAGUUGAGAAGAUGAGGAAGGAUAGCACAGUUGAUGAGGUAGAAGAGGAGUUAGAAGAGGAAGAUGAGAGUGGUGUUGGUGAUGGUGUCCUUGCAGAAGAAGAGAAGAAGAAAAGUGCUGUUGGAAGUGGGAGAAGAGGAUCAAAUGGGGCAGGAGGAGUUUCUCCACCCUCCUGCCAGGCUGAGAGGUGUGGCGCCGACUUGACCGAGGCAAAAAGGUACCACCGCCGCCAUAAGGUGUGUGAGUUUCAUUCCAAGGCACCUGUGGUGGUGGUUGCAGGGAUGAGGCAGAGGUUUUGCCAGCAAUGUAGCAGGUUCCAUGACCUGGCAGAAUUUGAUGAAGCCAAAAGAAGCUGCCGCAGGCGCUUGGCCGGACACAAUGAGAGACGCCGGAAGAGCAACAUAGAGCCUUGCAACGAGGGAAGCGGCCGAGGCGGCAAAGGGCAACCCCCUAAGGAAAGCCACUGCAGAAACGCCGACGAUCGGGGAAGAACUCAGAUGAACAUUUCAGGGAGCUCUGGCUACAAGUCCUUCCAUAUCAGAUGAAGUGAAUCUGUGUUCAGCAGGCUCCCUCUCUUCUGUCACCCUAUGGUUCCUUGCAUUCCAAGGCAUAUAAUAAGAAAAAGAAAAACCCCCUUUUUUCUAUGUUAGAAUAAUAAGAAUGUAAUCAAGAGAAAACUAUCAAUAUCUAAAGGGGUGUGUCAUUUGAGAUGUAAACUAGUUUGUUUUCAUGCAGCUUUAUGUUUUGUUUUACCUCCUCAGUUACUUUAUUGUGUUUAUGUGUGCCUUAGUAUAUAAUAAUUAUCCUGUUAUAGAAGUCUUUGAAUGGUGUACUUUCACUCCACAUGAUUAGAAUAAAAUCUCUGUUGCUUCUUA
This is a messenger RNA of Arachis stenosperma, 1015 nucleotides long. Its product is annotated as squamosa promoter-binding protein 1-like. Bases 116 to 685 code for a protein of 189 amino acids. The record is from RefSeq and is a predicted model, not a curated record. Gene Ontology annotation, molecular function: DNA binding. NCBI's taxonomy places the organism in Eukaryota, Viridiplantae, Streptophyta, Magnoliopsida, Fabales, Fabaceae. The transcript is spliced from 2 exons. Gene Ontology annotation, cellular component: nucleus.